Charadrius vociferus (killdeer) is the source of this 858-nucleotide messenger RNA. It is a transcript of the gene QDPR, whose product is annotated as quinoid dihydropteridine reductase. Gene Ontology annotation, biological process: tetrahydrobiopterin biosynthetic process; L-phenylalanine catabolic process. Bases 1 to 588 code for a protein of 195 amino acids. Gene Ontology annotation, molecular function: NADPH binding; NADH binding; 6,7-dihydropteridine reductase activity. The record is from RefSeq and is a predicted model, not a curated record. Lineage: Eukaryota; Metazoa; Chordata; Aves; Charadriiformes; Charadriidae. The transcript has 6 exons. Gene Ontology annotation, cellular component: cytoplasm.
AUGCGUGAAUAUGCAGAAGGAGCUUGGUCUGCCGUUUUGGAUAUUCAACGCGUGACAACAGCUGUUGGAAAACUUCUUGGUGAAGAAAAGGUGGAUGCAAUCUUGUGUGUAGCAGGAGGAUGGGCUGGAGGCAGCGCCAAAGCUAAAUCUUUAUACAAAAACUGUGAUCUGAUGUGGAAGCAGAGCGUUUGGACAUCCACUAUUUCCAGCCAUCUAGCCACAAAACAUCUGAAAGAAGGCGGCAUCUUGACUUUGACAGGAGCUCAAGCUGCUUUAUCUGGAACUCCAGGGAUGAUUGGCUAUGGCAUGGCCAAAGGAGCAGUGCAUCAGCUUUGUCAGAGUUUAGCUGGUGCCAAUAGUGGCUUGCCAUCUGGUUCUGCUGCUGUUGCCGUUUUACCGGUUACCUUAGAUACACCAGCAAACAGGAAAUCAAUGCCUGAUGCAGAUUUCAGCUCCUGGACACCCUUAGAAUUCAUUGCUGAAACAUUUUAUGACUGGGUAACAGGAAAGAGUCGACCAAACUCGGGGAGUCUAAUCCAGGUGAUAACUACAGGAGGGAAGACUGAACUAGUUGCAGCACAUCUUUGAUGUCAGUCACUUAAGACAGUGGAACUCCAGCAAAGGAGAAGCUAUGGAAAAUCUGUCUGCCACUAUAAUUGGAUGAUAUUCUGUAUCCAGUGAUUGUCGUUAUGUCAUUAAUGGAACCAGUUUUCAAAUAAUAUUUCUGUGCUGUCAGUUGUGUGCUAUCAGCAUUCGUUUACCAAUAUGUAUCAAGUAUUUGUCUCUAAAUGAAGGUUGCAGGCUUUAAAGUCUGUAGAUGUCCUAAUUCUGAGCAUUUUAUGUCAACUUACCCAUUUU